Molecule: messenger RNA, 3479 nt
Organism: Danio aesculapii
Lineage: Eukaryota; Metazoa; Chordata; Actinopteri; Cypriniformes; Danionidae
Product: F-box/LRR-repeat protein 7
Exons: 4
Coding region: 231-1661 (476 amino acids)
Biological process (GO): SCF-dependent proteasomal ubiquitin-dependent protein catabolic process
Cellular component (GO): SCF ubiquitin ligase complex
Molecular function (GO): protein binding
Source: RefSeq, a predicted model, not a curated record
ACCCGUAAAGUCAGUUUUUCUGCACAGAUCCGCCGGACCCGCCCGCUACACACACACACACACACACACACUUCUGCAAUAUUACGCACACUUUCUGCGCUCCUGCUUUCUGGAUGUCCACUUAUAAAGAAUACUGCGACUUUCUCAUGAUGGAUACAUAUGCAAUAUCGAGGAUUUGUGUGUGAUCUGAAGGCUUUUUCCCUGAGGACUGAGAUUAUGUGUUCUUCGGGAUGGGGGCGAACAAUGGAAAACAGUGUGAAAGUGAAGGCAAAGGCAGCUCCAGUAUCUCGUCUGACGUGAGCUCCAGCACUGAACACACAGCCAGCAAAUCUCACAAGAAUGUGGCGACCAGUGAAGAUUCAGACCUGAGCAUGAGAACUCCCAGUCCGGCCCUCAUCCUGAACCCAAACCCUCCUCAAACCGUCCCCAACGGCCGUGAAUCCUCCCUGGGGGAAACAGUGGCAUUAAUUCACCCUCCUCCAUCCACUCGCUCAAAGUCUACAAAGCCCCCUCACACUUCCUUAAUCGACGUCCUUCCGGAUACUAUUUUACUCCAUGUGUUUUCAUACCUGUCCACUCCUCACCUGUGCUGCUGCGCUCGAGUUUGCCGCCGCUGGUAUAACCUAUCCUGGGACCCGCGUCUCUGGAGCACCAUUCGUCUAAACGGAGAACUGCUAAAUGCUGAUCGGGCCCUAAAAGUGCUCACUCAUCGGUUGUGUCAGGAUACUCCAAACGUGUGUCUGACCCUGGAGACGGUGGUGGCCAGCGGCUGCAGGAGACUCUCCGAUCGUGGGCUAAGAGUGAUCGCCCGCUGCUGUCCAGAGCUGAGGUGUUUGGAGGUUUCAGGCUGCUAUAAUGUGUCCAAUGACGCAGUGUUUGAUGUCGUCUCCAAGUGUCCCAAUCUGGAACAUUUAGACGUAUCAGGCUGUCCUAAAGUGACGUGUAUCAGCCUGACGGAGGAGGAAUCUGUCCAACACACACCUCUACACGGACAACAGAUCGGUCUACGAUAUCUCAACAUGACGGAUUGCGUUUCACUCGAAGACAAAGGCUUGAAGACCAUUGCAUUUCACUGUCCGCGUCUCACACAUUUAUACUUGCGGCGCUGCAUCCGACUAACAGACGAAUCCCUGCGCCAGCUAGCACUGCAUUGCACAGCUUUACGCGAGCUCAGCCUUAGUGACUGCCAUCUAGUGGGAGACUUUGGUUUACGUGAAGUCGCUCGUCUGGAGGGCCGUCUACGCUAUUUAAGUGUAGCACAUUGUAUGCGGAUAACAGAUGUUGGACUGCGUUAUGUAGCACGCUACUGUCCGCGGCUACGCUAUCUGAAUGCACGGGGAUGUGAAGGACUGACGGAUCAGGGUUUGAGUUAUUUAGCUCGAAACUGCCCUCGAUUGCGGUCCAUUGACGCGGGACGCUGCCCGCUGGUGUCCGACGCUGGACUGGAAGUGUUAGCAAGCUGUUGUAAAACGCUCCGAAGGCUGAGUUUGAGGGGAUGCGAGAGUUUGACGGGACGAGGAUUGAUGGCACUAGCAGAAGGAUGUCCUGAACUGCAAUUAUUAAAUGUACAAGAGUGUGACGUGCCACCUGAAGCACUUCGACUAGUCAGACAACACUGCAGACGCUGUGUGAUUGAACACACCAUUCCUGCUUUCUACUGAGGGGACGCCAGGGGUAUAGACCUCUGAAAAACAGAUGUGUAUAUUUUAUGCAUUCCUAUAUACGACUGCCUGAAAAGAUGCAACAUGUCAGAUAUGUCUCAAAACUAAGCAUAGGCCGGUAUAAGAUUCUGACGGUAUUAUAACCGUGGAUAAAAAUAUCAUAGUUUCAUGGAAUAGGGUAUAGCCGAGCUAGUGUUUUUCCUAUACUGAUAAACUUCCGGUGACCUGUUAUUAUAUAUACCGGAAUAUAUAUUAUAUAUUCCAUUUUAUACGAUUCCUUUUACAGCAUUGAUGUUGUAAUGUAAUUAAAAUACAUUCAGUUAAAUAAACUUUGGCAUUCAUGUAGUUGUUCAAGCAUAAAACAAGACAAAAAGCCGUUUACUCGCACGCGCUCGUCAGAAUCGGCAGGCUAGCGCAGAAGCUCCAUUGAAUACACUGGGGUAAAAUAAAUGCUCAUAUUAUAAAGACAUGGUGGGGGAAAUGUAAUUUAAUGCAGUGCUUCUUGUACAAUCUGAGACCCACUUUAUAUCAGAUAUCACUCAGCCAGUUGAGACCGCUGAUUUUUAAAGAAAACAGACCUUAAAUGCGCCGAUUUUUGCAUUGGCAUACAGUUGACCGGAAGCGCUUAACCCAGGUUACUAGCAAAUUCAAAGUCCUAUUAGCAUGCUUCAGCAUACACCCUAUUGUGAUUACUGCUCUAAAAUAUCUUCUUUUUAAAUGUCUGGGUAAAAAUGGCUACAAAUAAUUAAUUCGUCAUGGAUUGAUUAAUUAUUAUUCAUAAAUAAUUCAUAAAUAAACCUCUGCCUACGACGACCCCAUUGUCCAUAGCUAUGUUUCACAGUAGACAUCAUACAGAGUCAAUGAAGCAUCAUCACUUCCCCAAAUGUACUGAUAAUUAACAAGACGACAGCGCCAAAUACUGGCCUGGUAUAUGUAAUACAGGUUUACUCAUUUACGCAGAUAUGUGUAAACAUGGAGAGUUUUGAAAACGUCAUGAAUAUCAGAAGGUUUUUUAAAACAAAUGGGAAAAACUUCUGUUAUCAUGUAAACAUAGCAUCAGACCUCCCUGACAUACUGUAGUAAGUUGACUAGCUGUCUACAAUUACUACUACUGCAGGGGGCAAGUUUAGCGACAUCUUUCUGUAGUUUAACUCUAACACACUGGCCCCAAAUUUCCCAGAUCCCAAGAGCAUUGAUUAGCCUUUUCAGAUGAGUUUAAUUUGGGUUGGAGCUAAUCUGUGAAGGAUGUAAUUUUCUGCUUAACUCUUGCUCUUCAGGUCAAUACAAUGUCCAGUUUCUUGAGGUUUUGAGACACAUCGCUGCACAAUGUUGCUUCUUGCAGAGCUGUACCAUGUUCUUGCUAAUUAAAGAACUAUGUGAUGUAUAUUAUCACCUGUACAUUGUCACUGUACAUUGCUGGCGUUUUUCUUUGUGUCUGAGCUGUGUUCGUUUAGAUUGAUUCACAUUUUGCUUAAGAGCCGGUUGUCCAUCGGUCAGUUUCAUGGUUAAACGUUUUAGUAAUAUUGUGAUUGUGUUUUCCCACAGGUUUAAAGCAAGAGGUGACAUAUAUAUAUUUGUUUAAAUAUAUGAAAUUGUCCUAGUUUCCUUCAGAAAGCCAAAAUUGAAUUCAAGAGACCAGCCUGGUUCAUUAAAACUAGUAAAAUAUGGGCAUUUGCACUUUAAAGGGCAUUAAUGACAAUCACAGAAUGACGUCUCCGAGAUCUAAAAGUCUUUUAUUGGAUAUCCCAGAUCAAUGAUUUAUGAUUAAGUAUUUUUUAUUACGUGAAAGCAAUAUCUUGCUGCUAAAUACAUUAAAUA